Coregonus sp. 'balchen' is the source of this 10186-nucleotide messenger RNA. The record is from the annotation of a GenBank genome assembly. Lineage: Eukaryota; Metazoa; Chordata; Actinopteri; Salmoniformes; Salmonidae.
UAUGGAGCCAAAUGGGUGACCUCCUCUACCUCCACCCUACCUGCUACCUCCAUCCUUACCUCUACCUCCACCCUUACCUCUACCUCCACCCUACCCCACUCACCCACCUCACCCCACCUACCCUACCCCACCACCUCCACCACCUCUAACCCACCUCACCCCACCUACCUCACCUACCCACCACCUACCCGACACCACACCCGCACGCACCGACCCUCACCCCACCCGCGACACCCGACCACCCACCCACCCAACCGCAGAACCCAACACAGACCUAAAGCAACGACAACCAUCCACCACCUACCACCACCCGACCCCAACCAACCAACCCUCUACCACCACCACCCAACGCCUCUACCACCACACCCCACCCACCCUACCACCACCCUACCCUCUACCACCACCCAUACCCACUACCUCACCCUACCCCUACCUCCACCCUACCUCUACCCCACCUCCUUACCUACACCUCUACCCACCUCCCCUACCCUCUAUACUCAUACCCCUAUACCACUCUACCUACCACCCUACCCUCUACCACCCCUACCCUCUACCUCUACCCUACCCUCUACCUCCACCCUACCCUCUACUUCCACCCUACCUUCUACCCUCUACCUCCACCCUACCCUCUACCUCCACCCUACCCUCUACCUCCACUCCACCCUACCCUCUACCUCCACCCUAUCCUUCAUGACAAGUCAUUGCAAAGGCAAAACGAGCUAGGAAAACACUAGCAGCCUUGCCAGGCUUACAGCUGUCGCAUAACGUAGCACAGAGAACAAACCAGGGAAAUUAUAUAAUAGGGGAGGAGGAUGUGGGGAAGAAUUGUUGUGCCUCUUAAGUGCUCAGCGCUCACGUUUCCCUGCCUGACAGCCUGCCUGGCUCUAUUCACCCACUCAGGCAGAUAGAUUAGUGGCAGAACAGGUUGGUAAAGGUCACGAUGGGAAGCUGCUUUCCUCACUCCCCAACCUGCUGCUGAUUCCACAAUUAAGUGUGUAUGGCUGUGAGUGUAUGGCUCUUCUUCUGUCUAUUCUCUGGGUUACAUUGGGAAUAAUCUGGCACGUGCUAUAGGCUAUGUGCUAUCCUACUGGCUGAACAUCAAAGCCAACAAAGCCAAUUCACAUUCCUAAAGUCCUAUGGCCCCCUAUGAUUUUCUAUACUCUCAUGAGGACCAUGUUCUCUGAAUUUGAGUUAGUCGACUUGACACAAAAGCCAUAUACUCUACUUAGCCGCUGGCCAAGCAUAUGACAUAUUAUGGCAGUACAGUAUAUAGCAGUAUAGUCAAGCUUCGCCUUGGGGAGACUGUAAAAGCAGAUUAUUAAUUGACCACAUUUAUGGCACCAGUUUUGAGGGCCCCUCACACACACAAACAAACAUAGAAGUAACUCACGUGAGUGUUCAGGUGGACAUGCAAUGUAUUUGGGUGGGUGUGGUGGUGGAGGUGGGGCAAGUCCUGGCUGGGUCAGCAGCAGGCUGAUUGUUUCCAGUCUCAGGAAGUGGCAGGCCAGGGCAGGACCAGCAGGUCCCUGUCAUAAGACUAGCGCUAGCUCUGCUGUGUUAACAAUCAAUCCUGCAGCACUUGCUGGCUGGAGGAUUAUAAAAACACUUGAGCUAAACAAAUACCCGGUGCAGCAGAGAACAAGAGGAAAGAAAAAGGACAGAUUAUCAAAUUUCCCAUUCAAAAUGUAAGGUUACAUGACAAGUGCAUGAUAUUUGGGAAUAUCGUUUUUAUUCUAUGUAUAGACCUACAAUAGGCUAACUAUCACUGCCCUCUAUCUCUGAUUUACAAACUCAGCAAGCUCAAAAAGUAAACCCAAAGUUCGGUACAGUUUACUCUCUCUAUGGGAGAACGUGACUCGCUCUUUCCAUACUGGGGGCGAGUUUAAUGUACAGUAGGCUACAGUGAAACAUUGUACCCCUCUAUACCACAUCAUUCCCGGGGCGCCCCCAGCCCUAUAUUUCUAAAAUCAUGGAACCAUUUUUACAUUUUAGCAGACGCUCUUAUCCAGAGCGACUUGCAGUAGUGAGUGCAUGCGAAGGGCGGAGGGGGAAAAAAUUAUAAACAGAGAUAAAACGCUAUGUUAAUUUCCUUAGCCUAUUUAUAACGACCGCAAAAUAAAUACUGUGGUUUGCCUGACGCAAAAAAAAUAUGUUUCAAUAACCACGUUUCCAUCCACGAGUAGCCUAAAGUCAUAUCUUAUAAAACUAAAUCAUGACAGCUGUGAUGGAAACAGGAAGUUUCGAUGUAAAUUUAUAAACGCAGACAUAUUUUGUUCGUUCGACAUAGUGGGAUCAUUUUGUGUCGGUAAAAUACAAAUAUUUUCGCUCUUAUCCAUAAUAAUCUCAUCAUGUAGACUAGCCAACCCACACAGCCUACCCUUCACUGUAUCUGCGAGCUACUGGCUAGAGCGCGCACGUGCCAAUACCAGAGUAGGCCCAUUUAUAUUUAACGCAACAGCUUGUGACAAAACUAUCCAUAGAAUUGAAAAUGUGAUGGAAACACAAUGAACAUUCGAUUUUUAUUCGGUAGGCCUACAUGAAAACUUAAGCGAAAAAGUACAUCAUCAUGUACUGAUUUUAAUUCCCCAACAAGUCAGUUUGGUGGAAACAUACCACUGGUGGGAAAAUGCGCAUAUUUUCUUUAUGCAUAUUUUAGAAUAUUGGCAUGAAAAUCUGUCGCCAAUUGGAUAGAAAUCUAGCCAGUGGGAGUUAGACUUUGGUUGGCACAGAACCUGCUCGCGCUGUGUAGCUGUGUUUCCAACAUUGUUAACCUUGCUCCACUCUCCCUGCAUGUGCUUGAAUGCACAAUUAUGCCUAUUAAAUUCAUAUCAUAUGAUGAGAGGCUUGCAGCAAAUUCUCAGAGCUGUCCUCCUUUGCAGGGUCAGAGGGGUGUGCAACAUGACAUCACAGUAAAACAUGUUCCAAAACAUGUUAUGCACUUGUAUAAAUAGCAUAUUUUUCAACACCAAAAUGCAUUCAGUACAGCCCUUUUAAAUAUGGCAUCCUAAACUACAGCAUGAACUUUGAGACUUUAAACUCCUUUUCAGAGUAAACUUCUCAGCUAUUUUGUAUAGACUACCUGACUAACUCCCCACUCUGUCUCUGUUUUGCAAACAGGUGGUGUUAUUCUGUUUGCGGGCUCCUCUGGCAGCUCCAGCCCUGGCAGCCCCAGCACCAGCCCUGGCAGCCCCAGCCCCAGCCCUGGCAGCCCGUCCAGUGGGUACCAGACCCAGUCCCCCCCCUCCCACUCCCAGCCCUCCUCCCCAGAGGAGGUCACCUUCACAGAGCUCGGUCCGCUGGGGUCCCUGAAGAGCCAGAGGGGAGGAAGAUGUACCCCUCCAUCCUCCAAACUGGUGUUCCAGUUCCCAGAAGUCUACAAUGUGGCUACAUCAACAUCCACCCAACAGCACACCUACCAACACCCCAUCGCUGGGAAAAGGCCAUGUGGAUUCACAGGAACUUUCACCAGUGAGUUGUUUAUCAAUGUGUUAUUUUCUCUCUUUAAUUCCUGAACCUGAAGGAAUUCAGGUCCAUUACCCAUGUCCCCCAAAUCUUUUGGUCUAAUGUACACAUAUUUUGUUGCUUGUACAAUUGGUUGGUAUUCACCCUCGUAGGCUCACUGAUCUGAUCACGUCUUAUUAUCUGUGCCUCUGUCUUCCUAUAUCUACAGAGACUGGUGGGAUGGUGCUCCUGUGCAAAGUGUGUGGAGACAUUGCAUCUGGGUUCCACUACGGAGUGCACGCUUGUGAGGGUUGCAAGGUAAAGACCCUGACAAAUAAACACAAACACAUACUGUAUAUGAUAUGAUUACAUUACACAGUCUAUAUUACCAUUAAAACCAACCAGGAUGCAAACUAACUUUACAUCUGCUUGUAUUUCCUGUCUAGGGUUUCUUCCGUCGCAGCAUCCAGCAGAACAUCAACUACAAGAUGUGUGUGAAGAACGAGAACUGCCUCAUCAUGAGAAUGAACCGCAACCGCUGCCAACACUGUCGCUUCAAGAAAUGUCUCUUCGUCGGCAUGUCCAGAGAUGGUAAGAGUUAUAGUGACAUCUUAAUGAUAGUGCAGUCUCAAAAUGGGGCAGAGAGUUUUUUGAGGCCAUCCAAUGAGGGUUUAUCAGUUACUAGCUCCAUCAGCACUGCACCAACCUUGUCUUUUUAUCUUUCACCUGAGACAUUGCACUGGCCUACUGUUGAAGGGCACACUUAGGAAAAUACCCUACAUCCACACAGCCUCUUGCACAUUCAAAAGUUUCAAAGUCAGUCUGCCUUUCUCUUGUUCAGACUCCUCCUCUUCUCUCCUCUCAUGUCCCUGCCCCUCUCCAUGUUCCUCAACUCCAUGUUCCCUGAGCUCUCCCUCCAUCCCACUCUCCUCCUGUGCUCUCCCUCCAUCCCACUCUCCUCCUGUGCUCUCCCUCCAUCCCACUCUCCUCCUGUGCUCUCCCUCCAUCCCACUCUCCUCCUGUGCUCUCUCUCCAUCCCACUCUCACCCUGUGCUCUCCCUCCAUCCCAAUCUCCUCCUGUGCUCUCCCUCUAUCCCGUGCUCUUCCUCCAUCCCACUCUCCUCUCCCUCCAUCCCGCUCUCCUCUCCCUCCAUCCCGCUCUCCUCCCGGCUCUCCCUCCAUCCCACUCCUCUCUCCAUCCCACUCUCCUCCUGUGCUCUCUCUCCAUCCCACUCUCCCCCUGUGCUCUCCCUCCAUCCCACUCUCCUCCAUCCCACUCUCCUCCUCAGCUCCCUCCAUCCCACUCUCCUCUCCUCCAUCCCACUAUCCUCUCCUCCAUCCCACUCUCCUCCUCAGCUCUCCCUCCAUCCCACUCUCCUCCUCCCUCUCCCUCCAUCCCACUCUCCUCUCCUCCAUUCCACUCUCCUCACCCCCAUCCCACUCUUCUCUACGACAGUGAUUUAUGAGAACAGGAGCUUUGAAGUCCCAAAAGCUAUCUGUCAUCCAGACUGCAGCAAACAGGAAUUAUUUUGGGAAAUUGGAACAGGGGCAACUUGAUUACCUUGUGUACUGUUUGCCCUUAUAACAUCUUGUGGAAUUAAUUAGGGAUACAGCAAACAAUUAAGCUUGAGAUGCAUUAACAAAACAGCUUGGCCUUGACACGCAAUUAAUCAAUCUUUAUCAUACGCUUUUAGUCUUAAUAAGCUAAAUAUUGAUAAAUUGCCCCAUCACAGAUUACAAGAAUACGUUUCGGUGUAUUUAAAAAAAAGCAAAGAUGUGACCUAUAGCAUAGUGGUAGAUCGUGACCUCGUUGGAAUUGUUUGCCUGCCUCCUACUCUUCUUCCUGUCAGUGUUGUUGUAAUUAUCUGUAGAGUAAUCUAUUCCUUAAUCUACGAGAGAACCAAGUGUGAUUUAUGCAUGCGGUCGACAGUUUGGUUGCUCAAAGGUUGAGUACAAUAAACGAGGGUAGUGUAGAGUUUUUUAAAGGGAACAAACACUCAUUUUGACCCUAUUAAAAAAAUAUGUUGUCGCAAUUGUCAAGAACCGCAACCUAGAAACCUCUUUCCUUCUGCUGCAACUGUUGCGAAAACAGGAAAACCUCAGUCAACUGCCUGCAGUCCACAUUAAAGAAUACGCCCUAAAUUCUCAGGAGCCUGAUGAUGUGUGAUUCUGUAUCUUGUGAUAUCGUAUAGGCAAGGCAAAUAUUUAAGUCAGUUGGCACAGUAGUGGCAUACUUUCCCUCCCUGAAACCAGUUAAUCUUCUUAAAGAUACAGUCCAUACUUCCAGUGCUUUUAUUUCAUUCUCACAUACUGUAAUGACUAGACACUACAGACUAAUUUCAUGCCAUAUAAUAGUAAAUCCAUGUAAACUAACAUAGCAGAUCUCCUCUAACCUCAUGCCACUGUGCAUAGCCCUUUAGCUCAAACUAGAUCGAUGAUCUUUAGGGACAGUGCAGAGACCCAACAGAUCAUGUAAUGAUGCCAGAUUCGUUAAAGGCCCAGUGCAGUCAAAAACAUGAUUCUCCUGUUUAUAUAUAUAUAUAUAUAUAUAUACAUACAUACAUACAAAUAUAUAUAUAUUUCCACACCAUGAGGUUGGAAUAAUACUGUGAAAUUGCGAAAAUUAUGAUAAUGCCCUUGUAGUGUGAGCUGUUAGAAUUUUUUUACCUGUUUUGGUGGAAUGGUGACAUCACCAGGCAGUUAAUUGGAUAAUAAACCAAUAGGAAAGCGAGUUCAAAACCUCUCUGCCAAUAACUGAUAGUUUUCAGUUUUCCCCUCCCCACUCAGACAACUCCCAGACAAUCACUCUCUCUAAAGGCCUGAUUGGUGGAGUGCUGCAGAGAUGGUUGUCCUUCUGGAAGGUUCUCCCAUCUCCACAGAGGAACUCUAGAGCUCUAUCAGAGUGACCAUCAGGUUCUUGGUCACCCCCCUGACCAAAGCCCUUCUCCCCUGAUUGUUCAGUUUGGCCGUGCAGCCAGCUCUAGAAAGAGUCUUGGUAGUUCCAAACUUCUUCCAUUUAAGAAUGAUGGAGGCCACCGUGUUUUUGGGGACCUUCAAUGCUGCAGACAUUUUUUGGUACCCUUCUCCAGAUCUGUGCCUCGACACAAUGCUGUCUCGGAGCUCUACGGACAAUUCCUUCGACCUCAUGGCUUGGUUUUUGCUCUGACAUGCACUGUCAACUGUGGGACCUUAUAUAGACAGGUGUGUGCCUUUCCAAAUCAAUUGAAUUUACCACAGGUGGAUGUAACAAUGAAGCUGUGAGUCGAGAAGCAGGUGCAGGUGAAACGUUUAAUAAAACAACAAACAUGAAACGAGACAGCGUAACAGUGGCGAUAUAGCAUGAUCACAGGAACAAUACUGACUGAGGAAUGAACGUAGGAGGACAGAUAAAGGGGAGGUAAUGAGGAAGGUAAUGGAGUCCAGGUGUGAAUCAUAAUGAUCUGCAGGUGUGUGUAAUGAUAAAUCCCAGGACCGGUAGUUAGUAUUCCGGUGACGUCGCACGCCGGAGGGGAGGAGCAGGAGUAGAUGUGACAAUGGACUCCAAUCAAGUUGUAGAAACAUCUCAAGGAUGAUCAAUGGAAACAGGAUGCACCUGAGCUCAAUUUCGAAUGUCAUAGCAAAGGGUCUGAAUACUUAUGUAAAUAAGGUAUUUCCGUUUUUUAUUUAUAAUACAUUUGCAGAAAUUUCUCAAAACCUGUUUUUGCUUUGCCAUUAUGGGGUAUUGUGUGUAGAUUGCUCAGGUUUUUAAUUUUUUUAAAUCAAUUUUAGAAUAAGGCUGUAAUGUAACAAAAUGUGGAAAAAGUCAAGGGGUCUGAAUACUUUCCGAAGGCACUGUAUGUUCAUGCUUGCACUCUUCUUAAUCAUUCUUAUACACAAUUUACAUUUUGUCUCAUGCAUUGUGCUGGCUGGGUUGGAGAACUCUCACGAGGCAGGACUGCUGUUUGAAGUCUACUUCUUAUCUCACGCGCCACCUUGUGGCGUCUCACACUCCUCACUGACUACUUUCGCUCUGUAAUCUCCUACUUCACUCCUCCUCUUCACUGUCACUUACCCCCUCCAUCCCCUGCAACCUAUACUUCCUGCUUCCCUCACUCCUUCUCUGCAACCUCUCCAUCCUCCCUCCCUCCCUCGUUCUCUGCAACCUCUCCUUCCUGCGUGCUGAGAGCCCAUAUCUCUUUCCGCAGUAGCAGUGACAUCACGUUCACGAUGACCCACUGCCCUACUUACAGAGCAGAGAAGGAGGGAGGGAGCGAGGUAAGGAAGGAAGGAGAGACGGAGAGAGAGAUAGAGAGGAGGAGAGAGAGGGGGUCUAUCAAUAGCAUCUCCAGCUGAUGGAUAUUUUUGGAGAGGGUGUAGGGAGGAGGUAGGGAGGAGGAGAGGGGGUAGGGAGGAGGAGAGGGGGUAGGGAAGAGGGGAGGGGGUAGGGGGUAGGGAGGAGGAGAGGGGGGAGGGAGGAGGGGAGGGGGUGGAGAGGGGGUUGGGAGGAGGGGAGGAGGUAGGGAGGAGGAGACGGGGUAGGGAGGAGGAGAGGUGUUUGGGAGGAGGGGAGGAGAUAGGGAGGAGGAGAGGGGGUAGGGAGGAGGAGAGGGGGUAGGGAGGAGGAGAGGGGGGCUUGGAUGAGGAGAUGGAGGGAUGGGAUCCACUACAAGACUUACACAAUCUGCUCAGAUUCAUCCAUAUGGAAAAUACAACAAGAUACAAUUAACGCAUUUUAGUAAUCAAGGAUAUGUGUGAAUAUUUUGGUUUCUGUACAGACCAUUUAAACACAUUCCUCCAAGUCUUAUCAUGUAGGCUACUAUAGGUGUUAACCAGUCCCUUCUGUUUGUGUCUUCCUCAGCUGUGCGUUUUGGCCGUAUCCCUAAGAGGGAGAAGCAGAGGCUUCUGGAUGAGAUGCAAAGCUACAUGAACAGCCUGAACGAGUCUAACACCAUCAUGGACGUAGACUCCUCCCCCAUCUCCGAAGCCCCUCCCAGCCCAGCAGAGGUUCCUUCUAAAGAGGCUAUUGGAGCCAUCUCACAGUCCUAUCAGGACAUCUUCGCCAGCAGCCAAGGCAGGGCAGCCAAGACGGGCAUCAACAUCAAUAACAACAAUAACAACCUCCCAACAUCCUGCCCCUUCAAGAGUAACGCAUCUCAGGAGACCUCCUAUGGCUCCUCCCACUCCGGCUCAGGCUCUACCCAGGGGUAUCAGUCCUGUCCUGCAGGCCCCGUCCCUUGCUGCUCAGUAACCAAUGACAACCACCAUACAUUCCCGUCUGUGGACAACAGCUGCUAUAGUUACCCUGCAACAUCCAAUCAGAAUCAUGGACAGUCCAAUAUUGGCAUGCCUCAAAGGGGCAGCCCGACAAAUCAUAACUGUUUCUCCAUGAAGGAAGAGACCCAAGAGACCCAAACUCAGACUUCCUGUCCAUGGAAGUUAGCAGUGGGCACCAAAGUGUUGGUGAGUAAAUGGAGAGUUGUUAUAAAGUUGGUAUUAAACUUGACUUUUGUUAAGCUGCAAAACUAUAGUGUAGUGUGAUUACAAUCUACCUGUAUCUAACUCUCUCUAUCUAGCUUUCUCUCUCUAUCUAACUCUCUCUCUCUCUAUCUAACACUAUCUAACCCUCUCUUAACUUUCUCAGGCUUGUCCUCUCAAUGCGUGUCCUGUCUCUGAGGCCAGUCGUUCCGGCCAGCAGGUAUGGGAGUCUUUCUCCCAGUGUUUCACCCCAGCAGUGAGGGAAGUGGUGGAGUUCGCUAAGGGCAUCCCUGGCUUCCAGGAUCUCAGCCAGCACGACCAGGUCAUGCUGCUCAAAUCAGGCACCUUCCAGGUAGUAACCGCUUGUUUAGUCCAGAACUAGGUUUUAUCUGGGCCCGGGAAACCGGCUCUAAAUCAGAUAUUUGUUUGUAACUCCAGCUGAAAUGAAGUACAAAACACCUCUUAAUUUUCUCUCCCAAUAAAUGUAAUCCCACUCCAUGUUGGCUAACCUUUCCAUUGUGCCUUCUGUCUCGGUCAGGUGUUGAUGGUGAGGUUCUGCACCCUGUUCAACCCUGAGGAGCGGACGGUGACCUUCCUGAACGGCCAGACAUACCCUCUGUCCACCCUGCGGGUGCUGGGAAUGGGGGCGCUGCUCAACUCCAUGUUUGACUUCAGUGAGAAGCUGGGAACUCUGAGGCUGGAGCCUGAUGAGAUGGCUCUGUUCAUGGCCGUGGUGCUGGUCUCUGCAGGUGAGACAAACAGACGUUUAAUUCCUUAAUUUUUCCAAGCCAUUUAGUUCAUCUCUGAAGCAAGAGGAGGAGAGUUUGAACAACAUGACAAUAGCCAGUUUAGAAAAUAUAGUAUUGCAUUUGUACCUUGACCAGUAUGGAGAUAGGCUUACAUUUGUACCUUGACCAGAAUGGAGAUAGGCUUACUUGAAUGGUAUGAUUUUUUUAGAAUAUAUUUUUGUAUUUAAUCAUGAUAACGAUAAACAUAACGAUAAACUAACCAACCACAAAGCUGUGCUGACAUCCAUAAAUAGAUAUUGCUGUUUCUCAAACAAACUCUCACCCUGUCUCCUCUCGUCUUCUCAGACCGUUCAGGCAUCGCUGACAUGGGUGCAGUAGAACAGCUCCAGGAGGGGUUGAUCCACGCCAUGCGUUCUCUCAUCCACCGCCGUCGUCCUGAAGAGAGCGCUGCCAUCUUCCCCAAGCUGCUCCUGCGCCUGCCCGAUCUGCGCACCCUCAACAACCUGCACUCAGACAAGCUGAUGGCCUUCAACAUUGACCCU